UUCAUGUCAGGUAUCAAGAUGCCAUCUACAUAUCGAAAGAGAGGAAGACCAAAAGGACACGAACUAACAGUGAUAGGCCUGCCAUCAAAAAAGAAGAAGUCUCUGAAAACUCUCCAGCCAUUUACUAAGUUGCACACAUCAGUAAAGGAGAAGGUAAUGCUGGAAUGGUUUGUGGAUGCAGAUUUGGCAGCAAGUGUGCUGAAAAAUUCACAACAACUGCUUAUUGAAAGAGAUGUCGAGGCUAGGCCAGAGAUGGUAACUGAUGCUGUUCUGGAUGAGAAUGUAGACAUUCAUUUAAUCAGGAAGUACUUUCAACACGAUGCUUGGCUGCUUGUGACCCAAGUUGUACCGCAGAAGCAGAAAACUCAAGGAUACAUUUGCAAGUACUGUUCCCAUGAUCUAGAUGAUGAGUCACAAGCAAUUUUGUGUGACCACGGCCUUCAGUGGUUUCACAUGAAGUGGGUGGAGCUGAAACAGAAGCCAAAGAAAAAGUACUGGUUUUGCAGACAUUGCCACCAUGCACGCCCAAUGUAG
Molecule: messenger RNA, 534 nt
Organism: Corticium candelabrum
Lineage: Eukaryota; Metazoa; Porifera; Homoscleromorpha; Homosclerophorida; Plakinidae
Exons: 2
Source: RefSeq, a predicted model, not a curated record